Desarmillaria tabescens is the source of this 892-nucleotide messenger RNA. RefSeq lists its product as uncharacterized. The record is from RefSeq and is a predicted model, not a curated record. The transcript has 3 exons. Bases 201 to 485 code for a protein of 94 amino acids. Lineage: Eukaryota; Fungi; Basidiomycota; Agaricomycetes; Agaricales; Physalacriaceae.
GCAGUCUCUUCGUUCCCCAAUGUCUGCAUCCUGGAUUUUCACAAUGUCGAGUGCAGCAAAGAUCAGUUCAUCUCUGUCCUUAGGUCUUACCCCAAACUCACGGAUCUGAGACCCAGGACAUCAGUAUUCAAGAGUACGCAUCGGGUAGCAGUGCGCAUGCAGACCCAGUGCCACUUCUGCCAGUGCCAGCCAAAUUCGUAAUGCGCUGCAAGGGUCGGAUAUCCAGCAAAUCUCUAUAUAUGUCGAUACUACUACUAGAUGGAUCUUCCUCGAUCUUUUCGCGAGUUGCCGCUCCCAGUUACAUUGCGCAACCUGACCAAGCUCACUCUCUGGCACCAUUCAAAUUCCUCUCGAGCCACUUGGCCUGGGCAACACCAUCCAUCCCUCAUGUCCAUUUGUACGAACAUGACACUCGACUGGUGGGCCUCCACUUUGAGGCAGCUCAAACAUCCACUCUCCAGGAUGACUAUCGAAAUCGAGUUUGAUAUCGAGAAUAUUCCCCGUGAGGUAUAGGACAAGUUUCCUCCUGCCCGUACUCCUGCUUGGGCGGCUCUUGUCCUCUUGAUGGACCUCACCUGGCCUCGGCUCAAAGUGUAUGAGAUUCAUACAAGACACUCGAGUCUCAGCGGGUUUGGGAAGAUUUCAACAUGAGCGCGAUGUCGAUGUGCUUUUGUCAAGUGUCUCCCUUAGAGUAAAAAGAAAUAUGGGAGGAAUUUCACCGGUUAGUGAAGGAAAGAUCUCCUCGCCCCAAAUAUGUAUGUGUUACACUCCUCUGAACAAUUUGAAUUACAUACCUCUUCCUCAUACAUCUAAUUUACUUAUAGCUUUGUUGUCCCUCUAACAUGUAUGAACUGUCUCUAUUAUAUUGAAUUCAUUAUAAAGAAGAUUCUAG